AUGGGAACUCCAGCAGCUUCUACAAUUAGGAAUCAGUACCCCCUUACUGGGCUGUCUAUUCUUAUUGCUGGUGGUGGCAUUGGUGGCCUCACGUUUGCGAUUGAAGGAUAUCGCAAAGGCCAUGAUGUCUGCAUCAUUGAGAAGCGUCCCAACUUUCAAGGCUACGGCGACCUUCUCUUGAUAGAAUGUAACGCCCUUCAUAGCAUCAAGAAGUGGCCUGGCUUCUUCGAGAAGCUAAAGGCCAUCUCGUAUAAGUCCGAGCGAAACAUCAAGAAGUACGACGGAACAUGGAUUGGAAGCUGGCCUCUAGGUGACGGAGAAAAUGAAUCCUUGGCUUUCAACCGUUCUGAGCUUCAUGGUGCGCUCUGGGAGUAUGUUUGUGAGUUGGGUAUUCAAGUGACUUUCUCGACUACCGUGGAGGAUUACUUUGAGACGGACAACGAAGGAGGUGUCAUCCUUGAUGAUGGUCGGAAGCUCACAGCAGACAUAGUCGUUGCUGCUGAUGGAGUUGGCUCGAAAGCAUGGUCCUUGGUCCUAGGAAAGAAAGACUUUCCUAUUAGCUCGGGAUUUGCUUGUUAUAGGGCGACCUUCCCCACUGGGCCAGCGUUAGAGAACCCAAUAAUUGCUAAAGAGUUUGAGGGUUACGUCGAUCGUGCUUCGAUCCAUGCCGGCCCUGGAGCACAUGAUGAUCACAACGCCGAAGAAGACUGGGACAAGACCGUGCCUACAGAUAAAGCCUUGGAAUACAUUAAAGGGUGGGAGCCCUUCCUGACGGAGCUCAUUAAAGCCACACCUGGUAACCGUUGUACGGACUGGAAGUUGCUGUGGCGCAACCCUCAACCCACGUGGGCGUCGCCUAAGGCUCGAGUCAUUCAGCUUGGGGACUCUGCACACUCUUUUCUACCAACCUCGGGUAGUGGAGCUGCCAUGGCCAUGGAAGACGCAUACUCUCUGGCAACAUGUCUGCAGCUAGGCGGAAAGUCUAACUUUGCCUUAGCCAUAAGAGUCCAUAACCAUCUGAGGUUUGAACGAGUGUCAUGUGCUCAAAAGAUGGGAUUCCACCACCGGGAAAAGUACCACAACACUGACUGGGACGAGGUGGCAAAGAACCCCGAUCUAUUCAGUAAGACUACUGCUACCUGGAUUAUGCGCCAUAACCCUGAGGAGUAUGCCUACGAAAACUACGGCAAGGUUGCAAAUCAUAUCCUCACCGGGGCUGCCUUCCGGAACACAAAUGUCCCUCCCGGCUAUACAUACAAGCCUUGGACUGUCAAGGAGCUCAUGGACGCUUCCGACAGGCAUGAGCCUGUGGUUGAUGAAGGUGAUUGGUCAUGA
This is a messenger RNA of Aspergillus alliaceus, 1335 nucleotides long. Its product is annotated as FAD-dependent oxidoreductase. The transcript has 4 exons. Gene Ontology annotation, molecular function: FAD binding; monooxygenase activity. Lineage: Eukaryota; Fungi; Ascomycota; Eurotiomycetes; Eurotiales; Aspergillaceae. The record is from RefSeq and is a predicted model, not a curated record. Gene Ontology annotation, biological process: secondary metabolite biosynthetic process. The coding region runs from base 1 to 1335 and encodes 444 amino acids.